This is a messenger RNA of Chlorocebus sabaeus (green monkey), 6164 nucleotides long. The record is from RefSeq and is a predicted model, not a curated record. Lineage: Eukaryota; Metazoa; Chordata; Mammalia; Primates; Cercopithecidae.
AGAGUGAAGGCAGGUAGCCUGUGCCCAGUGCUUUGGGAUAUGAUUUCCUGGGGAGGGCGCUGGGUGCUCCAAUUCUUGGAGAGCCAGAGGGAACCCCCAAUUCUCCAUCUUUCCCAAAUGUUCGAGGCUUUGCCCCUCUGCCCCAUAGGCUCUCUCUGGAGCCAAGAGACCCAGCUGGGAGGUGGGGUGUGACAGGGACCCCGGCCUAAGGGCUCCUAUCUGGCGCAGGGCCUCUGGGGGAAGGCAGGGGUCAGGGUGGCCCUGGCCUGGCAGAGGCUCUGUCCCUGGCCUUGGGAAACGCCUGCCCUGCUUGUUCCUGGAGGCCUGUCUGACACUCAGGGUGGGUGCUCUGUGAAGUCAUUUUUAUCUCUACUAAACUAAAGUGGCCACGGGACCUUGGGUGGGGACUUGCUGUGCUCUGAGCCUCAGUUUCCACAUUCCUCACUGCACCUGCCAGGUCCCUAGGACCUCGCCCACUGCCCCCUCCUGACGCCUCCCUACACAGGGGCUUGUCCUGUUCAGGGUAGCUCCCUCGUGGCCCCUGGGUUGGAAGAUGAAGCCACUGCACAUCCUGAUGUCUGAGUCAGAGGCCUGGCUGUCCUUGGGGCAGUUCUGCUGAGGACACCUUAGGAGCCUCUGCACUGCCCCCACACUCCCCUCCCGCUGCCUAGCAGGUCUCCCCAGGGACCUUCAUGGGCCUCAACCUCUCCACUGCCAUCUCUUCAGAGACCCCUUGAGAACCGUUUAUAAUCUGCGCCAGGAGCCCUGGUUCUAGUUUAGGGUUCUUUUGCCUAUAAAUGUGUGCUGUUGGGGUGGUCUGUCUCCCUCAGGCUGUCAGCUCCUGGACGGGGACCUGGCUGUUCCCAGCGGGAGUCCAGAGCCCCAGAACCGUGGCUGGACCUGGAGAGAGGGACGAGGGAGGACGGCAAGAGGUGGGAGAGCCGGGAAGGAGGAACCACCGAGCUAGGAAGGGGAUCCUGGCCUGGAGGUGGGGCCGUGCUCCAGAACCCCGGGCUUCCCACGAGCUUCUGGGCGGCGGACCGGCCGGCAGGUGGCGGUGCGCGCUCGGCGUCGCGGGUGGCGCUGGGCCCGCCGAGUCCCCUCCUCCCGCCGCUCCCUCCCCUCACCGGCUCCUUUCUCUGCGCUCUUGCUCGCGCUCCCCAGCGCCCUCCCGCUCUCCCGGCCGCGGUCCCCUCGUCUGCGCCGCCCCGCCGCCGGCUCCGCCGCCGCCCCUGGCGACCAUGGCGCACUGGGGGCCCUCGCGCGCCCCGAAGGGCACCGGCGGCCCCACCGCCCGAGCCCCGAGUCCUGGGGCUCCGCCGCCGCUGCGCUCGCCGCGCUUGCGGCCGCUCCUGCUGCUGCUGCUGCUGCUGCUGGGCACUUGCGGGGCGGCGUGGCGCUCCCCCGAGCCCGGGCGCCUGGGUCCUCAUGCCGAACUGACCCGGGCGCCACGGAGCCCUCCCGCGGAAUCCGGUGGCAGCGAGGACCGGCAGGCGCGCGGCACGGAGCCCGGGGCCCCGGGUCCAAGUCCAGGUCCUGCUCCGGGUCCCGGUGAGGAGGACGGCGCCACCGCCACGGGCUACCGGCGCUGGGAGCGGGCGGCGCCGCUGGCCGGAGUGGCUUCCCGGGCUCAGGUCUCGCUCAUCAGCACGUCGUUCGUGCUCAAGGGGGACGCGACGCACAACCAGGCGAUGGUGCACUGGACGGGCGAGAACAGCAGCGUGAUCUUGAUCCUGACGAAGUACUACCACGCAGACAUGGGGAAGGUUCUGGAAAGUUCGCUGUGGCGGUAAGUCGGCCCGAUGGCAGGCCUUUCUCUUAUGCACCUGCGCGCCGUCUUCCCAGGCUCUCCGCUGAGGACUGAGAUCCAAACACCUCGCUGUCGUAGCCCCUGUGAGUCGGUGGCCUCGCAACUUUUCUUUGGCUAGAAAAUGCAUAAGGGAAAAGUUGAAAGUAGCUUCACAGUUUGGGCAGUGGGUGUAAAUUGCACUGCAGAAUAGACAACUGUUCAGAAAGCAUCUUGGCUUUCUUCUCUUUUCUUUCUGUUUUUCUCCCCGCUUCCUUUCUUUCCUCCCCGGAGGAGGAGGGUUUGCAUUGUGAAUUCAGGUCAGUGCACAAUUUCCCUUCGCUUGUGCUCAGAACUUCACACGCAGCUCCUGGAGUCCACCAAAGGCUCUGAUUAUGCUCAUUGUUUGGACACUUUUCUUUCUUCCAGGCUUAGCCAAAGAGCUUGGUAAAUAAAUAAGCUGCUGGCGAUGGGGGAUAUCUCUUUAUGUGUGAAAUGUGAAUCCAGUCCAGGAACAUUAGGUUGAUGUUCUAAAUGAGAUGUUUUAAAUGAGAUGUUUUAAAUGAGAUGAGGAAGAAGGAGGUUUUGAGAACCCAUUUUGGUUAUCAUCCUCUUCAAUAUUUACAUCCACUCACCCAGGAAGGGUACAGAUGGUUCCCAGCCUCUGGGCUGUGGUUUCAAAACUUUUCUCCCGCAAAAGAUUCUCUUUCUUCCAUGCACCGAUUACCACCUCCAUGUUCUCUGGGUGUGAAACCGUUUUGCUUUCCAACAUAUGUUUCUCAAGUAAUGAUUAAUUCAUUUUUCUAUUUGAAAUCCAUAAAAAGAUGCCUAUCCCUGCUGAUCAGGACCUUGAGUUGGUUUAUUUUCCAUUUUGGCUUUGCUUUUAGCUAAGGGGUUUGGUGAUUCAUUCUGUGGGUUCUUACUGAGGGAUUUCUGCGAUGCGCUGGGAAGUUAUUGAAACGGUGUCUUGAGUUGGGUUCUUUCUUUGCUGUAGAAGGAAUGACAUCGCCUGGAGCCCACGGGCCUGGUCAUCUGUGCUGCUAAUGAAGCCAAACUCAGGGGUUAAGACUCUCACAGUCCCCUGAGUGGUCCUCACCUGCUCCCCCAGCAGAAACACGUUUCCUAGAAGCUCCUCUCAGUGUGGCUUCACCUCCCAGACCCACUGGUCUCCUCUAAUUCCAUCGUCACCACCAGAAAACGGGGGGUGAGUGAUGGGCGGCGUCUCUGUGUAGAGGACGACGGAUGUUCCCUGCCACGGCCCCCCGUUGCUUUAUGUACUGGUGGGUUGCUUUGAAAAUGUCUCGUUCCUCCAGUGCUGGGCAAGGUGGUGUUCACUACUUCCAGACAAGAGCAGAAAACUGUAAGCUCUGUGGGCCCUGUGAAAUCUCAUUGCUGCUCUUUGAAAAUGUAAGUUCCAAGGCCAGUUUUGGGGCCAACACUCCUGGACAGGGAAAGCCGAGGGAGGGUGCCCUCGCUGCUGGGCAGGGGGUCUCAGGGCGGGUUCCUCGGUGACAAAGCAGAUGGAGAGGGUCAAGUCUUCUCCUCCUUCCAGCAAAGGCCCUCAGUUACCUGAUUCGUCCCAACUCCAGCACGGCUGUCAAGCACUGGGCCGCAGCCCUCCUUGGCAUGGAGGGAUCUGCCUGGGGCUACCCACCUCAGAAGUUUCCAGAGCACCUGCUUCCCUCCCCUCACUGCAGCCUCUCAGUGUGGCUGGACGUGGAGGCAGUGAGACUGUCUGAAGCGUCGUCUGAACAGGGAGCGAUCUUUCCUGGUGUGUCGUCUGAACAGGGAGCGAUCUUUCCUGGAGUGAUCUGCAUUUAUACGACAGAGUUGCUGGCUUAGUUCACGUUUGCUGGAGUCCUUGUGCGGUGGGGGUGGGGUGGGACUGACUGUGUCUGGCAUAGGACCCAAGACCCCUCACUUACAGGCUCCAGACAGGAUUCCUCAGAAGCAGGUGGCAGCCGAGAGGUCAAACCACCCACUCACAGCUGCUCCAAGGGCCAGGUAAUGGGGGCUUCCUUCUCCUCCGGAGAGCCUCCGUCCAUAUCUGUUAAAUGGGGAUAAGAUGCUCCGAGGGGAAGUUGUGAGAACCGAAUGAGGAAAUGUGUGAAAUGUCCCUAGAACAGUGCAUGAUCUGAAUUCAGUUUUUCUCCGAAGCAAAUGGACAGAUUUUAAUUUUCCAUGUUCCCUUCUCAUCCCCGUCUCUCAUCACCAGAUAUUUCUUUGCCGUUAUUAAAAAUGCAUGCGGAGACGUUAGUCAUCUCACCAAAGUUCAUCCACAUCCCUACCCGUCGGAGCCGUUCCUUUCUUUGUUUAUAUUGUCUUUUCUGAUGCUAACAUGUUUAUAUAGGUAGAGACACAGAAUGCAGGCUUUUUUUUUUUUUUUUAUCAUUUAUAAAAUAUGUUUCUCGUUUUUCCGUGUAGUGACAGGGUCUGCGUCGUCAUUUCUUUUAUGGCUGGUAUGAGCCCCUGGAGUUGGUUCACUCUAAUACUUAGCUGUCCGCUUAUUGAUGCUGCCAUAAAAAAUUUAAGCAGGUAGUUUUCCUUUUCAUUUUGUUCGCUGGGAUGAAUCAGUUACAGGACUGAACCAGGGAGUAUGAGUGGAUUUACAGCUGCUGUGCGGUGGCUUUCAAUUCUUCCUCAAGACGAAUGUGCAUUCCCACCCGGGCAGUGCCCCGCGUCCUGCCAGCGACUUUUCUAACUCCUGCUCAUUUGACAGGAGGAGCCGAGGGCAGGAAGCGGACGGCAUCAUUGCUUUAAUUUGCAUUUUAGUUUUUGUUUCCUAAUGGGGAGGAGCAGUUUUCUGUGUUAAUUACUACUGGCAUUUUCUCCUUUGCACAUUACCUGCUCCUGUCCUCACCCUCUGUUUUGGGACUCAUGCAGGAAGUUGGUGUUGAGAGUUGAGAGCCUGCCAUUGGCCUCCUCCUGCCCCCGCCCUGUGUCUGUGUUUCAGGCCCCUGUGGAUGGAAGGCUGGCGGUGCCCUCGUCUGGAGAGCACAUAUUAAAUAGGGCUAUUAAAGACACAAUUAAUGAAUGUGCACUGCGUCUCCUAAGAAUCCUUCUGUGUAAUUGCAAUAGAUACACUGUUAAUGACAGGUACGGUGUUUUCAUUCUGGAAGUGGCUCUCUGAAAUCUAAGCUGAAUGUGUUUUUAAUUGUCCUACAUUUAACCGGCCCCGCGUCAGUGGCACCCCCUCCUGGCUUCCAUGAUGAUCCAGUGCUCUGCCCUUUUCUUCUUGUGGUGGUGAUGGGGGUCUUCUGCUCAAUCCCAGGCCCCCUUGAAUCAGUGCAAAAGGCUGGGGGUGAGGAGGGGAGCGCCACUCUUCCCUGGAAAGCCCCUGGUUGGCGUCAGGUUUGAAGUGUGCAGGGCAUGCUCCUCCACGUGGUCUCGCUCACACGAGCCACAGAAGCCACAGAGGGUUGAGCAAAGCCCGAUGUGUAGACUGUGGGGUCUUAGCAGAGGCACAAAGAAGUCACUUAGAAAAGCCCUUAAAAAGUGCUGCAGCUUGGGCCAGCCAGGGAAGAUGUGGGUUCAGGGUAGGUCCUCCCAGAGGUUUUCCGGGGGAGGAGCACGGGAACAGCAGAUCUAGUGCAGCACUUCUCAGGUUCCAGAGGCACUCGGGGUUCCUGGGAUCUUCCUGCAAGGAGCACAUGGUCAGACUCCACUGGUUUCCAGGGUGACCCAAGACUUUGAAUUUCCAACAAGCUCCCGAGUGCUGCCCAUACUGCUGGUCUGGGGACCACACUUCAAGUAGCCAGAGGUUGGGCUGGUUAGGACCGAGGUUUAAAAUCCUUCCAGGGUAUUUGAAAUGACAUACAAGCCAUAUCCCCUGCAAAGACCCCACCCCUGGCUCCUACCCCAUCCCCAGUCUCAGCUCCUCCCACUGCACCUCUUACUGUUCAGUGUCCAGUGACAGUAGCCUCUUGGCUGACCCUGGACUACACCGAGCUCAGUCCUUGUAAGGGUCUGUGCAUGCUAUGGCUGCUGCCUGGAGUGCACGUGGCACCAACCCCAGGUACUGGAUCCUGUCCCCCAUUCAGUCUCCCCAUAAACCUCUUUUCUUCAAAGAAGCUUCCCUCACUACUCAGUGCAAAGAGGCCCCCAGGCAUUCUUCACAACCUCUCUCAUUGAAGUGUGGGAGUUCCUGUUUAUGGUUUGCCCCCCUGCCCCCACACCACCACCCCUAGAACAUAGGCUGGUUGAGGAUGUGAGCAUGGAGACCUGCCAGGUUUAUCUUAUUGAUCACUAGAUCCCUGGAACCAAACUCAGAUCUGGCACGGGAGAUACAAGGUGGGCAUUGGAUGAAUGGAUUGACGGAUGGAUGGAUGGAUGGAUGGAUGGAUAGAUGGAUAGAUGGAUGGACAGAUGGAUGAAUGGA